Messenger RNA from Bacillus rossius redtenbacheri, 2524 nucleotides. RefSeq names its product heat shock protein 75 kDa, mitochondrial (gene Trap1). Lineage: Eukaryota; Metazoa; Arthropoda; Insecta; Phasmatodea; Bacillidae. Gene Ontology annotation, molecular function: ATP binding; ATP hydrolysis activity; ATP-dependent protein folding chaperone. The transcript has 18 exons. Bases 178 to 2283 code for a protein of 701 amino acids. The record is from RefSeq and is a predicted model, not a curated record. Gene Ontology annotation, cellular component: mitochondrial inner membrane. Gene Ontology annotation, biological process: protein folding.
AUCCCACGGCAGGCCGGCGCGUGCACAACACGAGCACACACAAGCUUUCAAAAGGUACAAAGACAGCUCCUUUCGUCAGCCUUCUCCUCUGUGACGCAUUCUCGCCAUCAUUGCAAUAUUUUCAACUUGUCUGACAUCUAGCGAUAAAAUAUUCAACUACACAUCACGUGACUUAAAAUGGCCGCCUCCAUGAGGUUUGAUCGUCUGGUCAGGCUAGGAAAUUUAUUAGUAAAGAAAAGAAGCCUCGUACCUGGCCAAAUAAAACAAAUAUUACGUCUUCAUGAUCAAAUUACAUCAACCGGCAGGGGGCAGAUCCGCGUCCUCAGCACACAGCACGCGGCUGCCUCGGACUCCGACGGUCGCUACCACAACAUCAUCCGAGAUUCCGAGAAGGCCACCGGAGAAAGUGCCAAGCAUGAAUUCCAAGCGGAGACACGCAUGCUACUGGACAUAGUCGCCAAGUCUCUGUACUCCGACAAAGAGGUGUUCAUACGGGAGCUGAUCUCGAACGCGAGCGACGCCCUGGAGAAGCUGCGCUACCUGCGGCUGGAGGGAGGGCAGUCGCAGGACCCCGGGGCGACCGGCGGGGCCCUGGAGAUACACAUCGCCACGGACAAGCAGCACAGGACACUCACCAUCCAGGAUACAGGCAUUGGUAUGUCCAAGGAUGAACUGAUAGCCAACCUUGGUACGAUCGCUCGUUCUGGCUCAAAGGCGUUCUUGGAGCAGCUGAAGGGCAAGGCUGGCGGCGAGGAAUUGUCCACGAUCAUCGGGCAGUUCGGGGUCGGCUUCUACUCCAGCUUCAUGGUCGCGGACAAGGUGGAGGUGUUCACCAGGAGCAGCCAGCCCGGGUCCGUGGGUCUGCGGUGGACCUCUGAGGGGACUGGUACCUACGAGAUCCAGGAGGCGGAAGGCGUGCAACCGGGCACCAAAAUCGUGCUGCACCUUAAGCCCGACUGCCGAGAGUUCAGCGAUGAAGAGGUGAUAAGAGGUAUCAUCAAGAAGUACAGCAACUUCGUGGGCAGUGCGAUAUUCCUGAACGGCGAGCGGGCCAACGUUAUCCAGCCGCUUUGGCUGAUGGACCCGAAGGAGGUGACCCCGCAGAUGCACCAGGAGUUCUACCGCUUCGUGGGCAACACGUUCGACUCCCCGCGCUUCACCCUGCACUACCGGACUGACGCCCCGCUCACGCUGCGAGCGCUGCUCUACUUCCCCGAGGGGAAGCCCGGUCUGUUCGAAAUGAGCCGCGACACGGACAUCGGAGUCGCGUUGUACAGUCGCAAAGUGCUCAUCAAGAGCAAGGCAGACAACAUCCUGCCCAAGUGGCUUCGGUUUGUUAAAGGGGUGGUGGACUCGGAGGACAUUCCCCUGAACCUGAGCCGAGAGCUGCUCCAGAACAGCGCCCUCAUCCGGAAACUGCGCACGGUCCUGACGAACAGGAUCCUGCGCUUCCUGCACGAGAAGUCGACCAAGGAACCCGAGGCCUACGAGCAGUUCUACAAGGACUACGGCCUGUUCCUGAAGGAAGGGAUCGUGAUCGCGACGGAGCAGCUGGAGAAGGAGGAAAUUGUGAAGCUUUUGCGGUUUGAAUCUUCAAACCUCCCGCCUGGCGGUAAAGUGACGUUACCGGAGUACCUGGGCCGGCGGAAGGAAGGGCAGAAAGACAUCUUUUACCUCGCAGCCCCGAGCCGGGAGCUGGCGGAGGCGUCGCCCUACUUCGAGGCGCUGAAGCGCCGGGACGUGGAGGUGCUGUUCUGCUACGAGCCGUACGACGAGCUGGUGCUCAUGCAGCUGCGGCAGUUUGACGGCGUCCCGCUCACGUCCGUCGAGAAGGAGAUGAGGAAGGACAAGGAGCCCGACGACCUCUCCGACCUCGGGGAGGGCAGCCUGCGCCGCUCGGAGGCGGAGGCCCUCAUGGGGCACGUGAAGAAGUGCCUGGCCGGCAAGGUGCACAGCGUGCGGGUCACCAAGCGACUGGACUCGCACCCGUGCGUGGUCACGGUGGAGGAGAUGGCGGCGGCGCGCCACUUCGUGCGCACCCAGUCGCACCAGCUGACGGAGGAGAGCCGCUACGCGCUGCUGCAGCCCCAGCUCGAGAUCAACCCCCGGCAUCCUAUCAUCAAGAAGCUGAGUAAACUGACAACGGACAACCCGAAACUGGCUGAGCUUGUGAUACAGCAGCUGUUCUGCAACGCGAUGGUGUCGGCCGGCCUGCUGGAGGACCCCCGGACCCUCGUCAGCAGCAUGAACGAGCUCCUGGCGCUGGCUCUCGACAAGCACUGAGAAGACGUACCGAAGUGAGAUGGUCAUUCGUUUGAUGAAAUAGAAACAUUUUAUUUUGUCUUUUGAAAAAUUUACUGUCCUAAAUGUGAAAUGUGUUUUCAAACAGACACUGUGGAUGCAUGUUGAUAAAUACUGGGGAAUGUUAUGCGAGUCCAAGGUAAUAAUAAUUACUGAAUCCUGUUGAUAAAUGUUGUUGUUUAUGUUGUAAAUGUACCAUUGAAAUAAAUUUUUUUUUGUAACA